AUGGUGGCUUUCAAAGGUAGGGCUUCCCUAAAGCAAUAUAUGCCAAUGAAGCCUACAAAACACAAAUUUAAAAUUUGGGUUGCAGCCUGCAGUGUUACAGGGCACAUGUUAUCCUUUCAAGUGUAUGAAGGAAAAUCUGAAUUCAAAGAAGAUGGUUCUCUAGGUGAGAAGGUUGUUUUGUCACUUUCAAAACCAUUCCAGUUUUUAGGGUACUGCCUCUUUCUUGACAGAUUUUUUACUAAAUUACCAUUGCUUCCUAAAUUAUUGACUAGAGGAAUGUUUGGUUGUGAAACAAUGCUUCAAAAUAGAAAAUAUUUUCCUAAAAUGUUAUUGAAAGCUGACAAGCAGAUGAAAUUAGGACAGCAUGACUCUGUUAUAGAAGAUGAUAUUUCUAUAACAAAAUUGAAAGACAGAGGUACAAAAUCAGUAGAAAUUGGGAGCAACAUGCAUAACCCUAGUGAGAUGUCUCAAGUGUCUGGGAGAAACAAGAAGAGUGAAAAGGAAAGUAUUGAGUGUCCCAAGGCUAUUGCUGACUAUAAUAGCUACAUGGGAGGGGUUGAUAAAUUUGAGCAACUGAUGUCUGCCUACAGUGUUUCAUGGAAAUCCAGAAAGUGGUGGAGAAAAUUAUUCUAUUAUUUUCUGGAUGCUGCAGUUGUCAAUUCCUUCAUUCUUUAUUAUGACACUGCAAAAUGGCACAGUCUUAUAAAGGAAGGCCACUGCCACAUCUAA
This is a messenger RNA of Schistocerca cancellata (South American locust), 729 nucleotides long. RefSeq names its product piggyBac transposable element-derived protein 4-like. The coding region runs from base 1 to 729 and encodes 242 amino acids. Lineage: Eukaryota; Metazoa; Arthropoda; Insecta; Orthoptera; Acrididae. The transcript has a single exon. The record is from RefSeq and is a predicted model, not a curated record.